Molecule: messenger RNA, 1494 nt
Organism: Tupaia belangeri chinensis (Chinese tree shrew)
Lineage: Eukaryota; Metazoa; Chordata; Mammalia; Scandentia; Tupaiidae
Product: importin subunit alpha-1-like
Exons: 7
Molecular function (GO): protein binding
Source: RefSeq, a predicted model, not a curated record
AUGAUCAGCAGCACCAUGCUGAUGGAGAAUCCAGGAAGGGAAACUGAAGGCAGCGGAUCCCCAGCCUGUGAGCCCUGCGCCCAGACCAAGGCUGUGGUGGACGGAGGCGCUAUCCCAGCGUUCAUUUCUCUGUUGGCCUCUCCCCACGCGCACAUCAGUGAGCAAGCUGUGUGGGCUCUAGGAAACAUCGCAGGGGAUGGUUCAGUUUUCCGGGACCUAGUUAUCAAGUAUGGAGCAAUUGACCCGCUGUUGGCUCUCCUUGCAGUUCCUGAUAUGUCAUCGUUAGCAUGUGGUUACUUACGUAACCUUACCUGGACACUUUCAAACCUCUGCCGCAACAAGAAUCCCGCACCCCCGCUAGAUGCUGUUGAGCAAAUUCUUCCUACUUUAGUUCGUCUUCUGCAUCACGAUGAUCCCGAAGUAUUAGCAGAUACCUGCCGGGCCAUUUCCUACCUUACUGAUGGUUCAAAUGAACGGAUUGAAAUGGUUGUGAAAACAGGAGUUGUUCCCCAACGUGUGAAGCUUCUAGGAGCUACCGAAUUGCCCAUUGUGACCCCUGCCCUAAGAGCCAUAGGUAAUAUUGUCACUGGGAAAGAUGAACAGACCCAGGUUGUGAUUGAUGCUGGAGUACUCGCCGUCUUCCCCAGCCUUCUAACCAACUCCAAAACAAAUAUUCAGAAGGAAGCUACGCGGACCAUGUCCAACAUCGCUGCCGGUCGGCAGGACCAGAUCCAGUAGGUUGUGAAUCACGGGUUAGUCCCGUUGCUCGUUGGCGUGCUCUCUAAGGCUGACUUUAAGACGCAGAAGGAGGCUGUGUGGGCUGUGACCAACUACACAAGCGGCGGAACAGUGGAGCAGAUUGUAUACCUCGUCCACUGUGGCAUCAUAGAACCGCUGAUGAACCUCUUAACUGCAAAAGAUACCAAAAUUAUUCUGGUUAUUUUGGAUGUCAUUUCAAAUAUUUUCCAGGCUGCUGAGAAGCUAGGAGAAACCGAGAAACUUAGUAUAAUGAUCGAAGAAUGUGGAGGCCUGGAUAAAAUUGAAGCCCUACAAAACCAUGAAAACGAGUCUGUGUACAAGUCUUCAUUAAACUUGAUUGAGAAGUAUUUCUCUGUAGAGCCGUGGGAGUUUGCCCGCUUCCUAGUCACCAUCAAAGCACGGAACCUGAAGAAAGAGUGCACACAUCCUCCGGGUGCUGCCCCUGAGCGAUCCCUAAAGGAGAGGCAGGAGAGCCAGGUCCCAUUCAGUAAAGCUCUUCUGAGCACUACCUGGUAUUGCUCUAGUCCUGACAAGGAACCGAGGCCAGACCUCUGCAUUAUUAGUCUUGGCAAGAGACCACACUUCAGGUGCUGCUACCGCAAGGUCGCACUGACCCAGGAAAUAGCAGAUAAAGGCCUAAUGCGCUGGGCAGAGAAGUACUUCAGGUCCUCUCAUACAAUCCCAGAACGAAGCAUGAACAUCUUGACGGUAUGUGAACGCUUCACGUGCUGCUAA